Molecule: messenger RNA, 9923 nt
Organism: Heterotrigona itama
Lineage: Eukaryota; Metazoa; Arthropoda; Insecta; Hymenoptera; Apidae
Source: the annotation of a GenBank genome assembly
UAAGUCUAGAAGUUGUUCAUACAAAUUUUACAGUGUUUGACAAUACGAUUAUAUCUGAAUUAUUAUCUCUGUCAUAUAAGAAAAAGUAUAGGAUGAAUAAUAUGACAGUGUUUUUUUUUUCUUUUAACUCCAGAAUGCACACAUGUAUUCAAGAAAUGCAUUACCAAUCGUAAAAGUUUGUUUUCUUAUGUUAUGUACAUGAUUUGCUAAGUUGCGUAUGCCGUGUUUUACACUGGUAAUCUGGAACGCUGAUUUAUUUGAAAAUAUUUGAAACAAAUGAGAAAUGUCUUUCAUUCGGACACUUUGGAAGUGUAACUUUGGCCCUCGACUUUUCAAGAUUUACGAAAUAACAUGGAUCGGUCGACUAGUAGAGUUUGCAGCAAUUUGGUCCAUAAGUCUAUAUACAAUUCCAUUAGUGGCUAUCUUUUUCUACGAACAUAACAGUUCCAUAACCGAAAAUAUUUUUUCUUUGAGCAAAUUAGCAGCCAGUGCUAGUGCGAUUUUCAUUGCAUCGUUAGCUGCUCGAAGUUGUUCUAGAGCCACUAAUCCAAUAUAUUUAAAAUUCUUAAAAAUUCUUAAUGAAGCGAAUGCACAUUAUUCAGCAGAAACAAAACAAGAACUUGACAAGUACGAGUUUGAAUUCUGGGCAAGACCUGUAGAUUUUAAUAUCAAAGAUAUAGAAAAGGAUUCAGCUAUAGAGAAAUUAACUUUAGAGAAAAUUGCAGCCUCCAGUGGUCGCAUAAAAAGGCAAACUGGUAAAGAAUUUAUAUGUACAUUGCCUUGUAAGUUUUUAUCAUAUAUUGUAGCUCACACUUUUGCUAUUAAAAUGAUGUAUCCUGGAAGUGUAACAGUUCUUAACUGGGCAUUUCGAUCGACGCUUCUAAAAGGAAGAAUACAUUUAAUAAAACAUGGUGGCGAAAGGUACAAAUUAUUAGCUGCAGAUAAUAAUGAAAUUGAUGCUAUAUUCAUUGACCGACGUAACAAGAAAACAAAUGGUGAUGUGCUAGUUAUCACUUGCGAAGGAAAUUGUGGAUUUUAUGAAACUGGUAUAAUAUCAACGCCAAUGAGCAAAGGAUAUUCAAUUUUGGGUUGGAAUCACCCAGGUUUUGGUAGUAGUACUGGUGCGCCGUAUCCUCUUCAAGAAGAGAAUGCUAUCGAUUGUGUAAUGCGCUUCGCAAUCGAUCACUUAAAAUUUCCCGAGGAACAAAUAAUUCUUUAUGGUUGGAGUAUUGGUGGAUACACUGCAACAUGGGCUGCUAUGAACUAUCCUUCUAUUCAAAGUUUGGUAUUAGAUGCUACAUUUGAUGAUGUACUUCCAUUAGCUAUUAUGAUGUUCUCAUCAUUAGAAGGUUUGGUACGAAAUAUUAUUAGGGACUAUUUCAAUUUGAAUAUUGCUGAACAAUUGAAUAGAUACAAUGGUACAGUGUUGCUUAUACGAAGAACAGAGGAUGAAGUAGUAUGUACUCCUAGUGGUAAUAGUUUAUCAGGAAACCGAGGUAACAUGUUGCUUGCAAAACUUUUAAUGCGACGUUAUCCACACCUUUUUACGGAGAACUCAGAAUGUGCUGUACUUUUAGUGAAAUUUUUAUCUGCAGAUAUAUCUAAUAGAAAAUUAAUAAUCGAAACAGUAGAGGUUGAUGAAAAACAAUGUUUGGAACUUACUGCAGCAGAUAUAGAGAAGAAUGGUAGUACAGUACAAUAUCCUAGCACGCUUGGAGAAGACUGUGAUUCUAAGACGAAACAACAACUUAUCCUAUUUCUUGCAACAUUAUAUAUGAAGGACCAGUCGUCGUCGCAUUGUACACCGUUAGCAGUGGAUUUGUUUCAACCUGGUUGGGAUCCAACAUCCACAUUGUCCAUAGCAGAAUGAAAAUUUCUAUUAUAAUUGACUAAUUACUAGGAGCUUUAUUCAAAAUUCUUAUUCUUAUGAUAAUAGGAACUCUUGAGAGUUGGUCAUAUUCGAUGCAUUUGAUGUUAAGUUUUAUCAAUAAGUUAUUUAUUCUAUACGAAUUUCAGUCUAUUUUUCAUAUUCCAAAUUGAUAAGAAUGUUAUAUUCUUAUCUUUAAAUAAAAUUUUUAUAUUCAUUACUAAAGCUCUAGUCUUAUACAAUCUUGAUAAAUAUCAUCUUCAAUGACAAAAAAGAAAAUCACAAUAUGCACAAUAAUGUAAUUAUUUAUACAUAAAAAAAAACUUAUAAAAAUUUAAUGCAACAUUUUUAUUUUUCACAAAUUUCAUAAUUUGUAUUUUUACAAGUUGCAAAGCAUUUAAAAAUAAAUGGAUAUAUCUCAUAUAUCGAUGUUCUAUAAACCAAUUAUAUAAAAAAUUGACAAUUAUUAUGUAUUUUGGAUACGACAUAAAACAGUUUUAAGAGAGUCUUUCGAAUGUUGAAACGAAUCCACAACUUUCAUUUUAUUCAUUCUUAUUGGCUUUUGUAAAAAGAAAAUUAAUGUAGUUCGUAUUUCUUGUAGAAAGUAAUCUUUUUGACUAACUAUUUCUAACGCUUUAAAACAUCCUUCCAAAUUCCAAUCAAUUUUUCCACUAUUUUUAUCUUCAGCUUUUAUUAAACCUAAAUUGACUAACAAUGCAUUAUUCCAAGUAGGAACCUGAUUACUUUGCAUUGCAAAGAAGCAUAGCUUGGAAUACAAAGCAUCGGUGAGAUUUUGAGAUUUUAAUCUCACAUCAAUAUAACCACUUGUACUGAGUGCUGAUACUUUCAUAAUUAUUCUCGUAAACUCUUCAAUGAAUUUCAAUUUUGAAGAUGUAUUCUUACUAUGUUUUGAUACUUCUUUGGCAUAAUUUACAAAAUCUUGUAUUACGUCACCUUGUAAUAAUAAUAAUUUUUCUCCAAUUGGUGAUUUUAGAAAUUCUGCAACUGUUACUUUUGAUAAUGCAGUGUCAUUUAUAAAUGCAUGUUUAUUAUUAUCUCUAUUUUUUUUAUUUUCAUCCUCACUUUCAUCGUCUUUUUCAUCACUUUCUUCAUUUUCCUCUUCAUUUUCUUCUUCAUUUUCCUUUAUAUUUUCUUCAUCAUCAUUAGAGUCUUCAUCAUCAUCAUCUUCGUCGUCACUAUUAUCGCUCAAUAUACUUAAUGAUCCAAUUCUUUCAGAAACUGUAAGCGAAUCGCGCAAAAUGGUACGACCAGUUUGACCAAACAAAUUUCCAUCCAAUUGUAAGGUUAUAAGAUGUUCUUUGUCCGCCACAGCAAGAGCUAAAGGAUUAGCACCCUUGGUUCCAAUUUCAUUAUAACUUAAAUUAAGUUCAGUAAGUAACGGAUAACCUCCUUGAACUCCUAGUGCUUCUGCCAAAACUAUACCACCUUGGGUUUUGAGUAAACAAUCGCCAAGAUUAAGCUGUUCUAAAUUUUUGAAAUUUGGCAAUGCCUUGGCAAUUGCUUGAGCUCCUUUCAGCCCAACAGUAUUAUCAUUGAGAUUUAGAACUCGCAAUCUAGGAUUAGAAGACAAUCCAUUAGCUAUUGCCGUUAUACCCUCAUGAUAUAUACCAUUUUGAGGCAUAACCACUUCCUCUAAACUGGUUAAUUUUUGGAAAACAGAUGCUAGUGCCUUUGCACCUUCAUUUUCCAGUUUAUACUUUAAUCAACAGCAUGAACAAUAACAAAUCUUACCUCCUUGUGUACUAUUAUCAUAACAAUCUAAUAAUGCUUUUGCCAACAUUUUACCACCAGAUAUUCCAAGUCCAUUGUUAUUUAGUCUCAAUACACGAAGAGUAUAACAAGAACUAGAAGUCAAAAAAUUGGCUAGUCCUUUAAUACCAAUUGGACCAAAAGCAUUAUCACUUAAAUCAAGCUCAAAAAGACGUGUACCAGCAAUACAUAAUGCAGAGCCAAGAUAUUCAAGAGCUUUUGGUAUCUCAGUCUUUACGCGACCAGUGAACAUAUCUUUCCAAAGGGCUCGUUUCAUUAAUGAACCAUUUUCUUGCAGUGCUUGUGCCACAGCUUUGGCAGCAAGCGGUCCUAAAGUGUUGCCUUCCAAGUCUAAAUAUUCCAAAUUUGUACACGCUCUUAUUGCUUUGACUAUCUCCAAUGCGUCUUCCUCGGUGUCAAGUUUGAGCGAUUGCUUUGCGAAAGAUACACCACUGCUGGCAUUACUUUCAGCAACGUCUUCUAAUUGUGCUCCAAGAUCAUUCAGAUCGAACGACGACAUUGUUCGUUAUUCGAAUCUAAUCACACUCCACGUGAUUAUAAUUGUUUAAAUGUUUUUUUUCCGUUUUUUAAAUAAAUCAGUUUUCAACACUUAAUUUCGACGUCUAUUCAUAGAUACAAACGAACGCGUCACCCUGCAUUAGUAAACGCGGGAGAUGCAUACCAACUGUUAAAAAUAUAAUUUAUCGUACCACCUAUCGUAUGAUACAUACUUAUUUACAUACAUGUUACAACGAAAUGUAAAAAACACCAUAAUGAAAUUUAUUCUAGCAUAUAUGCUAUAUUAUAUAUGCUAGAGAAGAAAACAUAAAUGGAAAAAUGUAAACUGUGAUCCAAUUAAUACAUGUGAAAAACGUAUGCGUAACUUUAUCAUAAUAUUACAAAAUAAUUAUUCAUUACCGAUUGUAAUAUAUAUUUUUAUUCAUAAAAGGUUCCUUUUAUUAAUUAGCACAUGCGUAUUCGCCUUGACAUGCUGCGAAUGUUGAAUCCGUGUGUUCGCGUAGUGCGUCUCAGGAAGUUGUCGUUUUGUCGACACAAUACACACGUACGUGCACACAUGCGUACACACACAUCUACACGCGCACACACACAUACGCGUGCACGAAAUCGAAUUUCAAAACCAGUGGAAAAUUAAAAUUAUCGCGACGGUGAAACGGCGGAUCGUACGCGCACGGUGGACGCGUUUCGUCUUCGCGUUGAUGUGGCCGCGAGUGUCGCCGACUAGUGCGCUGGUUCAUCGGCGAGGAGGAGGCUCCCAGUGGUUGUUUUCAGACGGCUGGAGUGUUACCCCGAUUAGAAUGGUUGCGAGUGUCGCGCGCAUCGCUGGCAACCCAUACAGUGUUGUCGUCGCGCAGCCAAAAUAAAGUCGGCGGUGGCUGUGCACCUUGGAUGACCACCAGUGUGACGAACGUACGUCGGGUGUCCGCCGUUUAACCAAGGCGGGACAAGUAAUGUGGAAUCGUGAUUAACUACCGUUUCGCCGAGAACAAUGGGUGUCACAGCUUUCUGAACGUACAUCCCGGUAUUUUAAAAAAUCGGAUUCGGCUCUGAGACAGCCGAGCUGAAACUGUUUUGCUUGGUUGUUCGUCCACCUUCUGGCGUUUACCUCUCCCCCUGUGACACUCAGUUCGGAUCGCGGUUUGCUCCGCGCGAGAAAAAAGGAAAACAAAAAAGAGGUCUCGCCCGGGGGGGGGGAAAAAUUCGCCGAGGCAACACGCAAUUCGUCGCACUUGUUUUCAACAACUUUUAUCCGCCCUGACGUGAUUCGCCCGGUUUGCCCGCCACAGGACGGGUUAUGUUUCCCACUUUCAUCGGAAUUCUAGGAUUUAGAAGAAGCUUUGUUAACGGAUGGUGGAACUGAGGGACAUUUAGUACAGGAGCUAAUAGUCAGACUGCUUGAAGGUUGUUUACCAAAUGACACUCGCAAUGACAUCUCAACUUUUAAUUAUCAAAUGUUUCUUCGCAGACUUUUUCGAAAAAAAUGUCAGGAAUACAAGUGUGAAAAUCCUUUUAACACAGAUGUAGAUUUUGAGUUAUUGCCACUCCGUCAAAAAGUAGAAAUCUUACGUGCUCUCUGCGACUUCAGGCUUGACGCUGAAGACGUGGAGCAAUCAUUAAGUAAUUUGGACUCGGAUAGUCUGCGAGUCGAACCUUUAGGACAUGAUCGUAAGAAUUCUGCCUAUUGGUACUUUUACGGCACUCGAUUAUAUAGGGAGGACUACAUUGAUACUUCUAACAGCAUCUCACACAAACAGAAAAGUAAGCCUAGGGAUAAAAAACGUAAAAGACGACGAAACAGAGUGGCGAAGGAGGAAGAGGAAGAGGAGGAGAAGAAGGAAGACAGUUUAAUACAAGAGGAAGGGAAAGGAAGUGUUUGGCAGGUUGUCUGCUUUACUCAGCAAGAUUGGAGUCGUCUAGUAGAGAAAUUUCGUGAUUCGGAGUACGAUACCGAACGUAAACUUUACCGUACUCUGUCUGAGAAUUUCAUGCCCGAAAUCCCGAAACUUUUCGAUUUAAAAGAGAAACAACAAAGACGCAAAUUGUUACAACGUAAUAGUUCGCGUGUACUUCGAAGUCACGAACUCACGACCCAGAUGGAAACAGUCAUGGUUAGAUCCAAGAUCAAAACUAAAACAAACAAAGGGAGUAAAAGAGGGACUCAGAAUUCAAAGAAUGUUUAUGUUAAAGAGGAGACACCUCCACCUUUAUCUUCACCGCCGGUUCAGAAAAAAGGACGGCAAACUAAUAAUUCGUUGGCUUCAGCUGUUGGUCAAAUUGUGAUUCAUACUAGGGAUGAAGUGGAGGGAUUAGAGAAAAAGAAAGGCAUUGGGAGUAACAGCGAUGGGAAUUAUGUGUCUUCUAAUUAUGGAUAUAAAUACGGUUAUUCAUUUGGAAUUGAGGAAGAAGAACGUCGUGUUGGAAUGCACAAAGUUCUUGAAAGUCUUAAAGAUCAUGUGGAUGCCUGGCCAUUCAUUGAUCCUGUGGAUGAAGAAUAUGCACCAAGAUACUAUAGCGUGGUACGAAAACCGAUGGAUCUUAGUACAAUGGAAGAGAAACUUGAAAAUGGUUUAUAUAAAAGUUUAAGUGAAUUCAAACGUGAUUUUCGACUCAUAGUAGAUAAUUGUAGGCAAUAUAAUGGUUCUGAUAAUGAAUAUACAGAGAUGGCAUUCCACCUUAAAGAAGCGUUUGAUAAAGCAGUGGGACGUUAUUUGGAAUCGGAAACAUCCAGCGAUGAGGAUCCUUCAUCACCGAAGUCAUUUCUUGCAACUCCCACGUCUCCAUUGUGUCCUUCUCGCGUUUCGUCCCCACAUCAGAAUAGAAAACGUUCGAAAAAAUCUACGAAAAAGUCGAAGUCAUACAAAUCUGAAAGUAAAGGAAAGGCUAAAGCGAAUGAUAAAAACGAUGAAGAAGAGAAACGGGGGAAAAAUUACAAACUUCCAAAGAAAAAGAAAGGUAAAAAGAAAAGUAAAAGAACAAAGGACGAAGAAUUUAUAAACGAGGAAGAGCAGGAAGAGCAAGAGAGCGAGGAAACAAUGUCUGAAUCGAGUAUCAUAACGUCGAAAAGAAGGAAACAUGUCGACGGAAAUAAUUUAUUAUUGAAAACCAAAAAGCUGACAUCCAAAGAAUCAGAAGAGUUGAAGAAAGUAGAUAAGAAAGUUAGUAAAGAACGUCAUCAACAGAAGAAAGAGACGGAAAAUGUACGGCCAGUAAAAGAAUCGAAGGAGAAUAAGAAGCGAAAAGAGGAUUUCGAAGAAGAUUAUGAGCCUCUAGUCGUCGUAAAGAGUAAAAAUAAAAAAAUUGAAAAGAAAGAACUCGAGGUGCCCGAAAUAUUUACAGACAACGCGAAGAAGAAUAAAGUGAAAAAAACCGAAUCUCACGAAAGUGAACCAGUGCCAGAGAAUAAAGAGAAGACUCAGCAUAUCAAAGUUAAAAAAAAUCGAAAGAGGGAAAAGACGGGGUUAAAGAUUUUAAAAUCUGACGAGAAAUCUGAAAAAAGCCGUGCCAAGGACAAGGAGAAAAAAUUAAAACAGAAAAGCGAUGAACUCAAAAAUGGGGAGAUAUCGAGUGAAAUGAAUUCCAAAGAUAUAGAUCUAAAAAGCGAUAUAGAUUCAAAAGAAACACAUACGUCUAAGAAAAUUCCUGCAUUUAUAGGUGAUAAAGAUAUAGAGUCGUUGGAUGGUUUAAAGGAUAAGAUAAGCGAAAGACGACGGGAGGAAAAGUUGAAAAACGAGAAGGAAAAACAGAAGAGAACUGGAAAGAACGACUUUCACAACAUGUAUUCAAAAAAAGUGCCUUCAAAUGGUAGUACCUUUCACGACAGCGAUAAACCCAGCGCAAAACGACCAAAGUUAAAAAAGGGAAUAAAAGAAGAUAAAGUUCCUACCACGGAAGAUGUCAAAACUCAAGACCAAGAAGUCGUUGAGACUAAAAAAGUAAAAGCAGCUCAGUCGAAGCAUACUAAAGGAUUUGGAAAAGAAGAAAGCUCCAUGCAAGCAUUGAAUCAAGCGACAGAGCAAACACUUCAUGACAUCAACAAAUGGUUAGAUGACGCACCAAGACUAUCUGAAUUUUCUUCAGGAAGUGAUUCACCGAUAUUUCAUUCUUCGUCCGUCGAAUCUGGCCGAUCAGGUCCGAAAGUAGAAGCACCAAGAAAACGACCAAGUUCUAUUAAAAUCUUCGGUCCUCACGGACACAGUAGACCAAAAAAGAUUCAGCGUACAAUAGAUCGUUUGCAACCUGGUAAAAGUAAGGGAAAUUUACUUCUAAAGAAACCAUUGAACUUGCCUAAUGUUAAUACCGCUGAAACGACGGUGCAGUUGAUCAACGAUAAUGAUCAAACGAACAAGAAUGCGGACGAAGAACCAAAACUGAGCCUGGGGACUGUUUUGAAAAACGUAGAUUCCAUACAGUUAAUUUGUAAAAGUUUAGUUUCCUCGCCCAAUCCUAAUUUUUCAAACGACGAUGAGGAAGAAGACCACAACACUCUUCCUGCAGUUCCGGUGUCUAAUCUCAAGGAGGAAAAAACGUCCGGGGUAACCACAACGCAAACACCUGCGGUUGUAGAAGAGUCUAAAGAUAGUCAGUCUAGCACCAAGGACACGCAGAAGCCCAAAGCAGCGACACCAAAUUUGAGUGCUUGGUUCAAAGCGUUCGGAGCGCCGAAAUCGAAAAAGAAAGACGAGGACUCGGAGGAUGGUACAGCAAAGAAGGAUGCUGAAUUGCAGGAAGUGUUUUGUGGUAGACAAAGAAGAAUGAGUACUGGUGGUAGUAGUGUAAGUGAAUCUGUUUCGAGUUUCUCCCAAGAAUCACCACCUGGACGCUCGGGUCGAUCACCACAAGGGCAACCGAUAAUGGCUUCGGUCGAGCCACAGAUUAGAGGAGCUGGAUUUUAUCAGGACGCUUUAUCGACAGGAAGUAGUCCUUACAAUAGCCCUUAUUAUGCCACACCUCCAAGGUACAGCGCUCAAUUACCCCCUACACCAUCACCACAAAACCAUCCUCUGUCUCCAGCUUAUCCAUCAUCGUACGAACAAGCACCUCUCUAUUCUCAGAUACCAGCCCAACAGACGCAUCAAACGUUUCAGAAAUCACCUCAGGAAAAUUCUGGGGAGAUGUAUCAUCAAUUGUCGCCCACAUUUCCUCAGCGAUCUCCGCAAACUAAUUUCCCUCAAAAUUCAACGCAAAACGAACCGUACAGUCAGCAAUUGCAAUCUUCUCAGAGUCAGAGUCAAUCUCCCGUUUAUUCACAACAUUCACCGCAACCCAUACAACAGGUAUAUCCUCAGCCUUCGCCGCAACCACCGCCAUCGAAUUAUUCUCAGCCGUCUCCUCAGCAACCACCUACUCCCAAAUAUUCGCAACUCUCGCCGCAACAAAACGCUGCCAAUUACUCUCAGCCGUCUCCGCAAGCUGCCAAUUAUUCUCAAUCUUCGCCUCAGCAACCGCAUUCACCCUAUUCCCAGGCCUCUCCUCAGGCACAGCCAAAUUAUUCUGAACCAUCUCCACAGCAACAACACUCGCCAUAUGCACAAUCUCCACAGCAAUCGUCUGGAUAUUCCCAGAUGUCUCCUCAACCACCGCCAUCAAAUUAUUCUCAACAAUCGCCACAACCACCUUCAAAUUACUCUCAGCCAUCACCUCAACCACCUUCCAAUUAUUCUCAACCAUCACCUCAACCACCUUCCAAUUACUCUCAACCAUCACCUCAACCACCUUCCAAUUAUUCUCAAUCAUCGCCACAGCCACCGUCCAAUUAUUCUCAACCAUC